UUUCCUUUCUAACAACUGUCAUCCAAACAAAGAAGGGACACCGACAUCCAGAUUUCAUUCUUACGACUUCGCCUUACGAUCUUUCAUCCAGCAGCCAAAAAUAAAGUGUCUUGUUUUCUCGUAAGCAUAUACUACACAAGCUUUGCGAAUAACACGCCCGGCUCCGAAAUCUCUCUCUCUCUCUCGUUCCCCCCAAUACACCUAUCAUAACGACAAUUACGGAUCUCAUAUCGCAAUUACUACCCCUAAUCAUUUCCCUUCUCCUUUUCUUGGCUGAAGAAACGCAAUGGCAGCAGCUGUAGCGCCAGACAAUGAUUCUAUGGCAAUGUUGGCAUCAGAAUUGAGCACGGCAAUGGAUCAUUUAGAAGGCUCAGGCAUGGAAAGGGAACUCAAUACCUAUAGCAGUGAAUCCGGUUUAAGAUUAGGUGCAUUGCAUCAUCAAACAACACAAGAUGCAGAAUCAGCACAAAGGACCACUGCAUCUUCUCCUGUCGAUCAAUUCACUACGCCCAUUUCUCAUUCACCACAAGAUAGUACCGAUUUAGGUCAUUUACCCUCUUCAGACCUUGCCGAUACUUCGCAAACAACAAAUGCAACAUCAACAAUGAGCGAUGGAAAAUCCUCUGUUCGAAAACGUUCGGGGUCAGGGGCAGGUGUUUUGGCACGUUUAACGAGUAGGAAUAGCUUUAUCGGUUUGGAUAGAAUCUUAUCCAAUCAAUCUGCCGGACAAAGUUCAACAACAGAAACAGAAUCAUCCACAAAACCAAAGAUUGAUAAAGCAGCUUUGACACGUUCAAAAAGCAAAUACAAAAGCGGCGUCAAUUGGGACAAUCCUGACUUUGUCAACGCUGAAGAACCAUUCGAGGCUUCCUCUUCACCCCUCGAAGAAAGAAAAAUGGACUUUUUCGUUGAGCCAACAGAAGAUGCUGAUCAACAAGCCUUGGCAUCAGCUGGAGGUACAAAAGCUGCUUUAGCACAAAGUAGAGCAAGUGCAAUAGGUGUAGGUGCUGCAUUCUUUCCCGCUGCACAAAGAGCGGCCGAGCAAGUCUCACAAGCUACUCAACUUGCUGCAAUGCAAUCUUCAGCUCCGCGACAAUUUGGUUCAAGAACACCAAGAGGACAAGAUAGCAGAAGUCCAGAAUCUCUCUCUCCCGUACACUCUACAAAUCAUGGUGAAAUCAGCAGCUCUUCUAGAAUCUCAGCAGAUGGUCAAAAAUACACCACAGAACAAGCACAGAGAAUCUUACAGUCAGCCCGUGAUGCAGUUGUCAUGUCGAAUGCAGCUGUUAUGAGAUCGCCUCCUACACAGAACGGUCAAAGUGUUGAAAGUGCGCCUGUUCCGGAAAAGCCAACUGAGGACUCCCCUCAAGUCAAAGAAGACGUUGCAGCAAACAAAAAGAAGGCGAGAAAGUCGUUCAUGGGCUUCGGCAUGGGCAAAGACAAAAAGGCAAAGGAGGCCAAAUCGAAUACAUCCAAAAAGGGCCUCGAAAAGACUUCCAGCACAACGAAUUUGACAGCGGCUGAGCAAGGUGCCGCAUUGGCAUCGGUCAAGUCAGAAAGUGGAUCAGAUACUUCUCCCAAACAGGAAGGAUCAAAUUCACCAGACAGCGCAAAUGCAACAGCAGGAAGACGAAGACGUUUCAACGACACACGUGAGCUCAACUUGGUUGCCUCUCAAUUGGCUGCUGAAGCAUUGUUGCCUCCUUCCGCCGAUCAUAGCCGUCAUGCUUCCAUGAUUGGUGUUUUGUCGCAGAAUGGCGGCCACCAAUACGAUGUAAGUAACGGAUCUUUACCUCCGGCAUCCUCGUCAAGUGCUGCUGGAUUUUCCAUGCCACAACCUGCUUUUGCCAGUGAAGCACGUACGACAUCAUAUAAUGGCUCACCAAUAAGUGGAAGCCCACGUACGCAACCAACUGACAUUUCACGAUACGAGCAACCUCGUGCAGCUUUUGCCCGUUCAACACAUUCAACGUCUUCCCUGCCCGGUUCGCCCUCGCUUACACAAAGUGCUAAAUUGUCUGGGUUACCCUCUGAUAUGCUGACUGGCUUGAAUGAUGGACCUUACCCUCAUCUACCGCCUCGUACGUAUGAUCUGUCUGAUCCAUUUGGCGUUCCUAUGAUGCCGAGUGAAUUUGACAUCCCUUCGAUCAACCUUGGAGGCAGGAACAGCUUACCAAACACAGCGGCGCCAUACAGAACCAGAGGAAUGUCUUCCGGUUCAGCGGGACGUAGAAGCGUAUUGCAAAUGUCAAUGCACAAUCCUGAUCAAGAGAUGCAAGGUUUGACAAAAAAGCCAAAAUCCGGAAAGAACACACCUUUCGGCAGUCGUGCUCCUAGUCGUCAGGCUACGCCAAAAUCAUCCAAAACGAAUUUGCGGGAAGCUGCAAAAGAGGAUGCGGGUAAAUCUUCUGCACCUCCUGCCCUUGCAGCAAGCAGUCAAACGGUUGAGAGUACAGUACAACUCAAAAAGCCGGAAGCUUCGGAUAGUCAAGAUAGUCUCAAACCCGUUGCGCAAAAGAGCUCCCGAUUGAGCAUAUUCGGAAUAAAGAAGAACAAGUCAUCAACAGAAGUUAACAAAAUUCUCGCCGGAAAGGAGAACCAACAGCUCAAGCCGCCAAACAACAAUGGUGCUUCGUCAACAUCCAACUUUGGCGGGUCUUCUGAUCGACAUUCGGCUAGUAACGACAGCACGACGUCCAGACUCGGAAAUGACGCACGUUCGGCCAGCCUCUCCGCUCAGAGCUUGGUGAAAGUUCCUUCGCCGACGAUGACAUCGGGUUCGGGAUCUUCGCACGAACGUAGUGCGAUGGGAAGCGCUAGUGAUGGUAGCAAUUCGUAUGGAAACAUCAUCACCUCAACUGCCACCACACCCGAGGUGCCAAUCAGCAAAGCAGACGUCUUCUCCUCAUCGCAGACUCAAGGCAUAGGUUCACCUUUAGUUGCCGCUUUGGGACAAUCAAGUGAUCAGCAACCAACUCCCAAGCCUUCAACGCAGAAUCUAUCCAACGGCCAUGCGAAAACCAGUGUGACUAGCACACCUGUUCAAGCAUCUGCGCCAAUCUACGAGGCUUUAGCUACCAGCACGGAUUCAAACCCAAAGAAGAUGAGCACUGCAUCGCUAACACCCCAAUCAACUGGAAAAGCAGUCAGUAAAGAGGCAUCAAUUCCACCUUCAUCUCCUGCUAAAUCCAGCAAAUCUGUCCGACCAUCUCUAACAAAGAUCAAAUCCAACACAGGAGGCGGAAAGAGCAAAGUAGGAAAAUUCAUUUCCAAAUUUGGCGCUUCUCGUGAUGGUAAACAACAACCUCCCAUUCCCACAUCGAAAAGUCAAACGCAUUUAGAAAAUAAUCAACAACAAACUCUUCCUCCAUUGCCAGCAGAUGCGAACAAAUACGCAACUGUGAAUGGCAAGAUGAAUGCUUCCAAGGAUAACCUGAAUGGCGGUGAAAAAGGAAAAGCUCAGACCAAAUUUGGUCAAUUCCGUGCAAAUUUGCGGAACGAAUGGAAGGUUUGAUUUGAUUGGAUCGAUGGACAUUUUCUUAAUACUUGUUUUCAUAAACUCUCUCUCUCUCUUUCUCUUUCCCAUGACAUCUAUCGAACAAUACUUCCCCCCAAAUCCCUCUCAUCAGCACGGCGAAUAGCCUCAUUUUUCAAUUAAUCUCAUUUCAGAC
Meira miltonrushii is the source of this 3671-nucleotide messenger RNA. RefSeq lists its product as uncharacterized. The transcript has a single exon. The record is from RefSeq and is a predicted model, not a curated record. NCBI's taxonomy places the organism in Eukaryota, Fungi, Basidiomycota, Exobasidiomycetes, Exobasidiales, Brachybasidiaceae. The coding region runs from base 287 to 3514 and encodes 1075 amino acids.